This is a messenger RNA of Drosophila mauritiana, 880 nucleotides long. RefSeq lists its product as uncharacterized. The transcript is spliced from 2 exons. NCBI's taxonomy places the organism in Eukaryota, Metazoa, Arthropoda, Insecta, Diptera, Drosophilidae. The coding region runs from base 114 to 674 and encodes 186 amino acids. The record is from RefSeq and is a predicted model, not a curated record.
UAUUCUAUACCGUCGGUUGAGCAGCAAGCAACGUUUGGAAUUCAAAAUUUCCACAUAAAAGCACAUAGGAUACAAGUUUAGUUAAAGAUUUGGCACAUUAAAAUUUUUUGCUAAUGGAUAUUUCCAAGGCCGAGAGUCAAAUACCCGCGGGAGAGCGUCGAUCUGCGAGUCCUGAUUAUCUGAGAACCCUGCUGCAGGACAUCCUGUGCUUCCUGGUCCUGCUCUCGGUGGCCUUGCUAAUUGUGGCUGGCAUUUUGUUUGUGGUGGAGGACGUAAGCCGGCUCCAGCAGCAGCACCAACACCAGCAGUACCACCACCACCACCAUCGCCACAUGCGUCCGGAUCUGAUAGCCAAUGACCUAAAAGGAUCGCCGAUCGAGGAGGCACCGAGGGAGCAAGGUCAAGUCUUCCGACCGCACACAUGGAUUCGAUUCUUUAACUGCAGGAACAAGGUACCACAGCAGCAGCAGGAAGAAGUUGAAAGGGAGGCGGUCCAGUUUGGCCCACCAAAGGACGAUCAUGCUCAGCAGAUCCCAUUAGAUGCCGUUCCAACUUAUCAACCUGCCAUAGAACAUUUACCGCUGCGCUCUGGCGGAGAUUACAUAGAUGAAGCGAUCAACAAAAACCCGAAUCCGGAACUCCACCAUUUUCUGCCCAAUAAUAUUAUGAUCUAAAGGAAUAUGUCGAAAAUGCUGUUUGAAUGUCCAAAUUGACCGCUUUGCAGCUCCGGACUAUCGGGUUUCUCCUGGUAGAUUUGUCAAUUGAUGUUUAGCAUAGCCUUUAGUGGGCCAUCAAGAACUAGGACAUUUCCAAGACGAAUGUUUUCGCAGAUAACAUAAUAUGCUGAAUUGUGCAAUAAAUAAAAGAACAGCUAUGUUAA